This is a messenger RNA of Merops nubicus (carmine bee-eater), 1281 nucleotides long. It is a transcript of the gene LAG3, whose product is annotated as lymphocyte-activation gene 3. The annotation marks the transcript as partial. The transcript has 6 exons. Lineage: Eukaryota; Metazoa; Chordata; Aves; Coraciiformes; Meropidae. Gene Ontology annotation, molecular function: protein tyrosine kinase binding; MHC class II protein binding. Gene Ontology annotation, cellular component: external side of plasma membrane; membrane raft. The record is from RefSeq and is a predicted model, not a curated record. Gene Ontology annotation, biological process: T cell activation; interleukin-15-mediated signaling pathway; positive regulation of ERK1 and ERK2 cascade.
CCCCACGUAGUGCUCGAGGUGGGGUACUCGGGCCUGCGGAAGACAGCGCUGCCCCUGAGGCCCCGGGUGUCCGUCCAGGACUCCGCCCUGCGCACCGGCAACUUCUCCCUGCGCAUCGCCCCGGUCCGCCCCGAGGACGCCGGGCUCUACGAGGCACGGGUGGCGUACGACUCCCAGCUCCAGAGCUGCCAGGUGAACCUGGGGGUCGUCACAGUAACCCUCACUCCUCCCAGCCCUGUGGUAGAAAAUGAGCCACUCAUGGUGAGCUGCAACUCUAGCCACCAGGCCAGCCUCGUGGAGACAUGCUGGUUCCACGACAGGCACCUGGUCCCCACCUCCAGGACCUUCUGCUCCUUGCAUGGGGCUCUCUCCAUCUUCCGGCCAGCCAUGAGUGAUGCAGGCUCCUGGCGCUGCCAGCUCAGAUACUCUGAUAAUGAGAUCAUUUCUGCCACGUACAACCUCCAAAUUCUAGGUUUUGAUGGCCCAAGCAACCCCGUGGUCUAUGCUGCACCUGGCUCUGCCGCUGAUCUACUAUGCACCCUAAACUAUCCUCCCAGUGCCUUUGGGAUCAAAGUGGUGACAGCCCACUGGAGUCACCUUGCAGGAGGACAUGUGCAGGACAGGCACAGCUCCCCAAAUUCUAGCAGCAGAAGCUUCCCCCUUCACCUUCCUGCAGUGGAGCCAGGCCAUGCAGGGCAGUACCGCUGUGCUGUCUCCAUUGGCAGCAAGACAAUCAGCAGAGACGUGACCUUGGCAGUGAUAACGGUCACUCCGAGCAUCCAAGGACCAGUUUCCGAGGGGUCUCGCUUGCUGCUCAUCUGCAGCCUUACACACGCCCAGGGGCAUGAACGUUUCCAGUGGAAGCACCUCGGUUCAGCCCCCACCAACAGCAAGCUGGCAGUGGCCACCUCCCAUAAGCUGAAGGGCCACAGACCCCAGAUGGGCCCCAUCUUGGAAAUACCUCAAGUGUCACAAGAGGAUAUGGGCACGUGGGAAUGCAGUGUACAUGGCCCAAAAGGCAGACUGGGGGCAGUGGAGUAUGGGCUGCAUAUCACAGGUGCCCAGGUCUCCAACCCUCCCACCAUCUCCAGUGGGCAGGUUACUUUCGGGAUCACACUCACCCUCUUCUUCCUGCUUACAGUCUGUGUUCUGGCUCUGGUCCUACAAAAAAGGGCACGGUCUCUUGCCUUCCCAGCGCUGGAAGGGAUGAUUGCAGUCACUGUGCCAAGGAAGGAGAUGGAAGAAAACCAGAAAGAGAAGAGCCACCAAACUGCCUGCUGA